Messenger RNA from Colletotrichum truncatum, 1254 nucleotides. RefSeq lists its product as uncharacterized. NCBI's taxonomy places the organism in Eukaryota, Fungi, Ascomycota, Sordariomycetes, Glomerellales, Glomerellaceae. The record is from RefSeq and is a predicted model, not a curated record.
AUGGCGAGUUUACGAAAAUGCACUCAAGCCACAGUGCUCUCAAUCCUCUUCUUCUCAGCCCACGCUGCGUCCAUCCCAUCUGUCUUCAAGCGGCAAGAAACAUGCGCAGCCGAAAACUUCUCUCCUUGCGGUGGCAGUGGCCUCCCCGCCUCUUUCUGCUGCGAAAAAGGAAAAACCUGCAUUCCUCUGGCUGGGAAUACCACCGUGCUUUGCUGUCCAGCAGGAAUCAGUUGCGAUCGCAUCACGCCCAUCAACUGUGCCGUCUCGCUACAAGACCCUGAGGCCCACCCGGAAGCGGUUAUCAAGACGACAGCCCUCAAGAGCAAGCUUCCGGCUUGUGGCACGCAGUGCUGCCCUUUUGGAUACACCUGCAACGGCGCCGACCAGUGCGUGAUAAAUGUUGACCAGACCAAGAAGCCGUCCGAACUGCCCGCAUCGGAGCUGCCUGCAACCACUCCCGGUCCUACGUCGAGUGUCCCAAUUCCGACCGUGAUCCCCACAACGAUCGCCACUACCACCCCCCUCAAAACCGAAUCAUCUGUAGCUACUGCUCCGGCACAGCAGGAUGGUGAGGAAGGUGAAAAGAAAGAUCCGAACAAGAACGAGAGCACAUUCCCCACUGCUAUCGUCAUCGGCGUCCUCUGCGGCGUCCUGGCAGGCGUUGGUCUCGGCGUUGCCCUCCUCCUCUUCCUCGCCCGCCGCCGACGCCGCAACACGGCCAUCCGAACCGAAAAGAAACGCAGUGGCGGUCCCCGUCCUUCGACUUCCACCUCGUCGUUUGGCAACAUAAUAUCCGAGCCGAUUCCCAUAUCCGACUCGGCUCUUCGAACAGAUUUUAUUCUCAAGACGCCUUCCACCGUCCAUUCCCGCAACUCUUCUGCGGCCACUACUCUAGCGGCUCAACCUAUCGGCCUGGCCAGAAGCGAUUCUAAGCCGCGUACGCCCGAACGCACUCCGGAGCGCGGCAUCCCCGUCCCACCUAUCCGGAAUAUGCGUCCCAAUUCCGGGCGCAGACCACCUGGCGCGCAGAACCCGCUGCUUGCCCCUCCCGGCCAGCACUUACAGCAUGAGCCAAGCAGCGAGAGUAUCAAUGUCUUUGCGGACCCCCACACCGUGGGGAGACCCGGACAGAAGAGACUGACGUCCGCCACGACCUUUACUGAUCUUAUGGACGAAGCAGAGCUAGGAGACGUGAGACGUGGCAAACCUUUUGUGCCGCGGACACCACAAAUGCCUUCGCCUCUGAGGAAAUAG